Molecule: messenger RNA, 15819 nt
Organism: Porites lobata
Lineage: Eukaryota; Metazoa; Cnidaria; Anthozoa; Scleractinia; Poritidae
Source: the annotation of a GenBank genome assembly
GCAACAUUUUACGGCUCUGUGCUCUUAAGUUGAGUCCUUGGCGGUUAUCUAGCAGUGUUGUGUUUUCAAUUCUUUGUUGCGUUCUCUGCUCAGAUUUCGCAAUAAUAACAAACGUGAUUUUGCGGACGCUCUUUGCGUGAUCGGCGACCUUUCGCAGUGUACUCCCCCCUUCUGCACGCCACGCACCUACUUUCCUCUCCCCACACAGUGAACUUUGGAUUUGUACGAACAAAGAGGUUGUCUGUCCUUUUCACGGAUUCAUAGUUUUGUUGUUAGAUUCUUCACAACAGGGAAAUUAACCAUGGCAAGUUGAAACGUGUAACUGAUUCGGUUGUGUUCUAGAAGAUGGAACUUCCCAGGAAAAACUUGUCGACUAUCACAAAGCUUUGCCUGUUGUGCGCGGUCUUCGUGGCUGAUGUUUGUUUUCCCAUCAUCGAGGCUUCAAGAUCGGGUAAAAAUUUAUCACUUUAUUUUCCUUUUAUUGCCUCUUGAAAAGGUUCAUAACGUAGAGGGUAAUAUUUUCCUUCCUUCUAGGACUUUUUUGCAUAACUUAAGAAUACGCAAAUUAAGAUUGAAAACAAAUUAAGACUUAACAACUCAGAACAAAUCACAAAUGCACCGCUAUAUAAUAAACGACUUUAUUGUAUUAUGUAAGAUUUAGAAAAUAUAAGCUUACUUUAGUGUAAGGUUACAAUACGUAUAAGAUUUUGAUGAAGGUUUGUGCGUUUGCAAAUGACAGCUAAUCGUUUUACGUCUGUUAUAGCUUAAACAUUCCCUUCAAAAGCUCAAUACUAUGGUACCCUAGUAAAGAAGAUUCUUAUCUGACGUGAAAGAGUCAUUAACUAAGUUUAUUUUCUUUGUCUGGGUGCGUUGUGUAUCCUUUGAGCAGGGGUCAGUUUUCGAACUAUGUUCUAGCGUGCGAGAGCUCAAUCUCUGUCAACAACCGCCUGAUUUCCAAUGACGAGUAUUACUGAUAUUCAAAUAACUGGUUUCUAUGAUCUGGCUCAAAAUGAUGUCAUUACUAUCUGUUGUUGAUGUCUGUGCUUCUAUAGAGAAACCUCUAUUUAGCGGAAGACUUCGGAACCUUCCCAAGUGUCCGGUUAAUAGAAGGUGUCUACUUAAUAGAGGUUUAUUUGUAAAAAUUGUGCAAUGCUCGUUAAUGAUUAACAUUCAACAGUUACUCUGUACUGUGAUAAAGUUCCAUGUUGUUGAGGAAGCUAAGGAAGCUGUGCUGUACUUUGUAGAAGACUUUGAGGUGAACUUUUGACAGCUAAAUGUAUUGAUUUAUCUUUAUUAAUCGACUAAAGUACGUACAUCAAGGACGUAAUCCUAUGCUACUAUUGUCAAUUCCGUCCAGUGUCCACUUAAUAGAGGUUUUUAACAAUAGAAAUUAGCCAAAUACAAUUUAUUUUAGUGUCCGCUUCUGCUUAAUAGAGGUGUCCGCUGAGUAAGGGUUCGUUAUAAAGAAAAAUAUAAGGCAUUACUUUCGAGACGCGGCUUAGUGUCCACGUAAUAGAGGGUGUCUGCUUAAUUGGGGGUCCGCUUAAUAGAGGUUUCACUGUAGUUUCAAAUGAUUUUCACCAAUCACAGAUUUCCAAAGGAAAAUCAUGGUGACAUAUUUUGAAAAUAGUUAAUUACGCAGUCUCUUGCUAUGCCCAAUCACACCUCACACAUCUAAUUCGGACCUCUUCACGUAUCCCAAUCAUAAUAAAUUUGGGGCCCAUCACCCAUCAGGGAAAACCCCUUUGCCACCUUGGUGUAUUCAAUGGAACAAAAAAGUGACUCUCUUGUGGAGAUCAGGUGACCAUAAGUAGGAGAAUUCAAUGUAAUAAUAAGCAAUGAAUUUUUGGAUGAGUUAGUUAUAGUUAGUUUGGUUGGGUAUCAGCUCAGAUUGUAUGAAUCUUCCCUGCCAAUCAUACUUGUCCAGCGUUGCUGUUCUCAGUUUUCCAAUAUAUUGUCCUCAAGCAUGAUGAGACUGAGAAUGAUGUCAAGAGUGUAGUAUUCAUUCGAGGUUUCUCAAUUUCUGAUUGGCUUAAAUUCCCCAGUCAAUUCUUUGUAACCAGGUCCCAUUGACCAAAAAUGGAAGUCAUGUGGUGAUAUAUUAGUAAAAUCAAAUAUAUAAUAUUGUUAAGAUAUCAACAGAAAAAGGGAUAGCAAGGCACAGUAGUGCUUAUAGCUGUUUAGGCAGAGAUGGAGAAAACAGUGGAUGAUUUCACAUGUUUUGCAAGGAAGAAAUAGCCAAACUACUGCCUAAAACUCAGCAAGCAAAAAUUCCUCCCAAUACAUUGAAACUGCUGUUUGAAGAAUAUCUGCUCUACAAAAUAUCCCUUUAUAACCUAAAACUGCUAAGGAACAGGCAAAGGUCUUGAACAGGGUUCUCAUUAAUUUUUAAAGUAUAGACAGGUAGGAUAUAAAAGUAGGCGACUUGGUAACUGCAGAGUGCUGUAGGCAAUUUCAGGCUUUUACUGUCUCACUUAACCUUAUUUCUGCCAAAAGUAGACGGCUCAAACCUCCAAGCAGCCGGUUUUUUAGCCGGCUGCCGUCACUUAAAGAAAACCCUGAUAAAGAUAAGAAUGUCAAUAGUUUUUUAAAACUUAAUAUAUUGCUUUCUACUAGUUAUAGCUAUCGCCAAGUGCUAACGAGCAAAGAUUUUACCUAUACAUGUGCACCGUUUAAUUUGUUUAGACAAUGCCAUGAAUUACCAUUACAAUAAAAAAUUCCAGCGGGCAAAUGUGACAGCUAUAUAUGCAUAUGUUGCAAAUGAAUCCACUCUACAAUUGGUUGAAGAUGGGAUGAGUACGGGACUCACAAACACGCACACAGCCCGUGGAUUCUCUGUUCUGUAUCACGUGUUUGCUUGAAAACAAUGCAUUCUCUGUUCUGCAUUGCAUCAUAAAAGUUCCCUUACACUUCCUUAUGUGACAUCGCUUAGAGAUUCAUUCUGCCUUGGAACUUUUGUGCACGGCUUUAUUAGGCUGCCACCUUGCAGCCUUGCGUCUUCGCGAGACUGCUCGUUGGCAAUUCAUGUAUUAAAUAUAAUAAUAAAUUAUAAUGAUUGAAGUCAAUUAACUAGCAAAAUGAUUAUUUAUGAAUGAGGGAUAGGAGACCAAGGAAAUUGAAAAUCAACUUAUGUUAAAAAAUUUCACCCUUUUUAAUAUGUCAUUUAUUAUAUAAUUGUGCUAGGUUUUGUGCAUUGUGGCCCAUGCAAACAGUUUUAAUUUGUUUACAUGACUAUAACCUGCUUAAUAAAGACCCAAAUAGUAAAGAACUGAUGCAUGUAGGACUCCCUUGUAGUCCUUUAUCUCACAAAUAUUAAUUGGCCCAAAUAUAAAAGGGUCUGUUAUUAGCAAAAUGUGCAUUUUUGUUUAUGUUUUACUGCUCAGCAUCUGUGUGCAGCAUGAUUUGUAACCUCUAGUUAUAACUACUUUUUAGGCUGCUCUGAUCCCCUUGGUAUGAAAGAUAGAAGAAUAAAGAAUUACCAGCUGAGCUCCUUUUCAUAUUAUAAGAAUGAUCAGGAUUGGGCAGCCAGCCAGGGAAGACUGGAUAACAGCAAGGCCUGGUGCAGCAAUUCAAAUGACAACCGGAAAGAAUACUUUGAAAUUGACCUGCUUAGGGUCAGACAUGUAUCAGCUAUGGAUAUGCAAGGAUAUCAGGGCUGGAUUGGCUUAUAUCGUAGAAACUACUAUGUAAAGACUUUCGGUCUAAACUACAGUUAUGAUGGGGUAACUUGGUACAUUUAUAGAGCCAACGAUGGUACUGAAUUGGUAAGUAUCAUAAGAACAUAGCGUGAUGGGCAAAUUCCAACCCAAAUGUGCAAUUUACAGCCCUAAACAAGGCAAUGAGCAGCCCUCUCUUUCAAAUGUGAUUCCUCAAGUUCUCAUCACUCCCUUUGAAUAACUAUUGUUUAAUUCACUGCAGUAUUUGUUACUAAUGCUUAAUUUGGUUUUACUUUAAAAUUGUCAGCAGGUCCUUGAUUUAAUUUUUAAUUCAAGACUGUAGUGUGCUAUUUUCUUUGUCCUUCGAUUACAAUAACAUCUGCCUUGACUGAUUGUUUUGAUGAGCGGAAGUGAAUAUUAUGAUGAAUCGGAAGUUAGAGAAAAUUACUGUGGGGUAAAUGUUGUGAAAAAUGUUUGCAGUAAUUUUUUUGCAGGACAACAGAAAAAUCGCAAAAAUUAGAUCUUGCAAAAAUUUUGUGGCACACAGUAUCUCCAUUCUGCAUGAUUUAAAAUGUAUUUAUUUUGUGGAAUAACCACCCUCCUUAUACCAGUGGGUAAUCUACUUGUUAUAUCUUUUCUAUUCUGGUUUUCUAAUCUUUUAGCACUAACCUUUGAUUUUUUUUAUUCCCAUUUACUCUUAUUAAGACUUUUACUGGAAAUAGCAAUGCUAAUGAUGUGAAGACUAACCAAUUCAGAGACACAUUUGUGACAAGAUUCCUUCGAAUACACCCCAAGGAAUUUUAUCGUGACAUGUGCCUUAGAUUGGAGUUCUAUGGAUGCAGUGACGAAGCAGGUAAUUAGUGUCACCAUUUUAGAAACUUAGGGCCAAAUAUUUAAACCUAGUUUAGCCAGUGUUUAACAAAACUGCAUUCUAAGUCAUUUUCAAUUUGCCCACCAAUUUUAUCUAAACAUCAUUUACUGUGAGCAGUUUUAUGAAAGUAUAUAGAGACCAAAGAAGAGAUGUGGAGGUCCAAAGAUUCGUUAAACUGCAGCUUAAGUUAGACUUCCUUUAAAUCUUAGGUUCUUAAUGUUUAAUGCAACCCGUUACUACUCAUUAAGACUGAGCAUUUGAAAAUAAAUAAUUUCAACUAUUUAAAAAAAGUAGAGUUGGGAUCAGAAUCAAACCAAAAGAAAUUUAAACGUUUUAACCCUUUAAGCCCUGAGAGUGUACGAGCACCAAAUUUUCCUCAAUAUAUAAAAUUCGAAAAUAUCCAUGUGUGCCCCUCCAAAUUAAACAAAGUGGUAAUGAGAAUAAAAUCGCCCCUCAAAUAUAAGCCCCCAGGGGCUUGCAUGAUCAAAUACAAAAGUAAAACAAAGAAAAAUUUAAAUUUGAUUUAAACUAUUUUAUUAACCGAUUUUCAUCCUCCAUUGAUAGGCCUCCUAAUAUAAGUUCCAAAAAUCAAAGUUGAAAAAAAUAACUGAGGAAAAUGAUUAAAAAUGAGAAUGUAAAUGAAGAAAUCUUUUAUUAACCGCAUCCUCCAUUGUGAGGAAAAUGAUUAAAAGUUGCCACCUUCUGGCUGAAUCACAGGAGCGCCAACGGAGCGCGUGGGUGAGCCACUAGGUGGGUCUGGGUUUUUUUUCCCCUAGAACGUGUUGAAAUCUUGAUGCUCUGAAAAGCCAUUUCCAGUGUUCUGAGAGGACGAUUUUGUCUAAAAUGUUAGCUAAAUUGCACAAAUUGAUUGUCAUUUUUUGCUUAUUUUUAUGUGGUCAUCUUUGCGUACAUUAAAUACUCUAUUUUAAUUUAUAUUUUGAGUGUUUUUUUUUAAAGUUUUUAAUUUCCUGGACAUCAAUUCUAGAAGUAUACUCUGUUAGGUGUUCUUGUAUGAAUAUUGUAAGAAUUAUCGGAACAAAAUGUCAAAAUCAGGAUUUUUCCCACAAUAUGGUCGGGAUUGGGAAUUUUCAAGCAAAAUUGGGAGAAUCCCAACAAAAUUGGGAUGGCUGGACAGUCUGAGUUCUACAGGAAAUGAAUAGGGACAACAAAUGAGAAUUUUAACUUUGACUUAGCUAGGUUUUAAAGGUAUAAACCCUACAAAAUAAUAUGCUCAACUAUUCCACUUUAUUGUUUUCAGAUGACUGUACUGAAUACAUUACUGAGCCCAGUGGAUCUAUAAGAAGCCCAGGCUACCCCAACAUCUAUCCUCACAACAAGGACUGUUCUUGGCUUAUUUCAGUUAGCAGUGGCAUGUACAUUGCUCUUAUGUUCACACAUUUUGAUGUCUACCAAGGGUCAAAUCCCCAAAAGUGCAGCAAUGACUUUGUAGAAGUCAGAGAUGGGCUUAGUGAUAUCUCACACAAUAUUGGUGGAAAGUACUGCAAUGGAAACAUGGCCAUGUUAAUAUUGACCACUGGAAACCUUGCACGAGUCCAUUUCCGCUCUGGUAGUGCCAGCCCCGGCUCUCAUGGUGGAUUUGUCUUUGAAUACCUCUCAGUAAAACCAGGUAUUGAUAAUAUGCAACUUAGAGUUCAAAUCAAUUUUUCCAUAACUGAAAGCUUAUUAUUACUAUUGUUAUAUUAUCCCAUAUAAUUUUGUGCCCACUUGUACAACACCUGUUCUGUAAAUAUGUGGGAUUACUGAAAUAAGUUCCUGAGUGGACUAAUAUGUAUUUGCUAAAGGGCUAGCUUGGGAAAUUCAUGACUUGCAAGCAUAUUCAGACCCCAAAAAGGGGCUAAAACGUCCCUUCUAUACUACUUUACUAGUAUAAAAUACUAGGCAUAUCUGCUCCUUGGUAGGUUGACUGGCUCAAUAUCUUUCUCACAUUCUUUAACUCAAACAUUUUAAUGCAAGCAUAGAAUUUUUUUUCAGGGUUAAAUGAUGUUUUUGCUGCUAAAGCAUGCUCUGGUGACAUGUUAGCACUGAAUUGCUCAAGUUAUGAUUAUACAAUCAAUAUUGUUCUCGCUUGGUACCAGACAUCUCAUAGCUGUGCACAAAACCUCAGUACAGAAGUAUCUUCAUGUCGUCCAUUUGAUGCCAAGGAAACAAUUGUAACACACUGUCAGGACUACAAGGAAUGUCACAUUACUUUGAGCGAAUCUUUAUUUAAUUAUACCUGUGGUUUUGAAAGACCUCAACUGAAAGUUUUCUAUCAGUGUACAAGCAAAAAUCUUAAAAGUAAGUAUGGAACCCUGUUGUAUGACCUCGCGGUUAAUACAUCCACACCUUCUUACAUUCACUUUUCUUUUUGUGUGUGUACAAGAGUUUGCUAAUCCUUAUUCUACUUCCCUAUUAAUGUGGCCACCCCUUUUUUUAACUAAUUAAUUUACCCUAUGACAACCUUUUUGCCAACUUUCUUCAAUGAUUAUUUUAUGAUGUCACUGUGGAGACCAUUUGAAUGCAGAGUGAAACAGUUAUGGCAAGUGAGACAAUCAAUUAAUCUGCUAUUUGAGUGAUGUAGCGAGCUUCAAGCAUUGUUAAAAGUUGUAAGAAGUGCAUUCCCAAUUACGUUUUGAAAGUGUUAAUUAUUUCUGUCAUCAACAGUUUGGAAAGGCUUUGUUUCAUAAUGUUAUCCCACCCUGGCCACGCUAUUAAUAUAACCAGUCGGGGAGAACAAUAUUGUCCGAAAGUUUUCACAAAUUUGUUUGUAACAAAUUAAUAGGGUUUUCAGUGAUAAGAAGUAAUUGUCUCAGGGCACUUGUUAAUGGUCAAAACUGGCUGAGUGGUCACAGCAGUCUUUUGAAAAUGAAACAGGCUUUUUUGGUUAGACUGUUUUUUUAAGUACAUGUAAUCCUUUCACUGCCUUUUGUCUUAUUCUCUUUAUGACUGAACUGGUUUUGGCCAGCCAUUUCUGGUUAAUGGGGAGUGCCCUAACUUUACUUAGUAGCAAUACUGAGCCCCAUCACUUCAACACAACACAAGUUUAAUCAUACUUUUUUGUCAUUUAUUUUCUCUUACUAGCACGAGCGCCGACACCUCCACCAACACAACCAACCACUAAAGCACCAUCAACAACCACACCUUCUACCACUAGUCCCCCCAUACCAUCACAAUCAUUGAUAGGUCAUAAUACCAGCUCUUCAACCCCUGUUUCAUCAACAGACCUUACAACCACAAUCCCUCCAUCACAGGCAGUCUUUUCUGUUAGCACUGAUAUUCCUCCUACAACAAAACGUACGACAUCUUCUCCGGUGGUGGUUGGAAAGGAGGCUCAGAUGGGAGGUGGAGUGGCGUCUGGAAGAUUGGUUGCCAUUAUUGUGGUAGUGAUUGCAGUGAUUGUUGUUACAAUCCUGAUUCUCCUUUGCCUUGUUCACAAGAAGAGGUAAGAGAAGUAUUAAGAAGAUGAGUUUUUAUGUUCAGUUUGAGAAGGCAGCAUUGCUGAGUGUGGUCACUGCAUUGGAUUCGCAGUCUGGUAGUCUCAGUUUCAUGUCCAGCUCCCACCACACUCACUUCAUUUUUUAGCUUCUUCAAAUCCUUGGAUGUGAUUGUUAUUAACAAGCAGUUCUUUGCCAGCUACUGCCAGUUGGGUUUUUGUCCUCUUACCUAUUUUUGUAUUAUUUACUUGGAAUUGUUUGAGUGAAGUGCCUGAAAAUAGCGUCGAGUAGCUAAGUGCACUUCAACUAGAAACAAGUCAUUUAUGUUUCUACAUUCACUUGCAUGAAUAGGAGUGCAGAAAUUCUGAAUGGAAAAGAAAUGGUUCGUGCCUUGUGAAAAUGAACUUCAGCUUUCAUCAAGAGUUAAGCCCAGAAAUUCUGUAUGUGCACAUCUACUCCCUUGCUAGCCAUUCUAAACACAAGAUGUUAAAUAACCAUUUUUCUCCAAAAACUGGUGUCUAGGGAAAAUUCAGACCCGUUCUGGCUAAAACUUUGUCUCUCAUUUGAGACAUUACAUUCUUUAUUGUUCUUAGUUUUUUUCAGCAGUCCUUUUUGCCACCCAUUCACUGGUAACUUUCCACCCAAUGUCGUUAAAAUUAAUUGUCACACAUUUUCAGGCCCACGAUUCUAAACCAGACCAUUUUUUGUUCAUGUUGCUUAAGCACCGCUGAUAGGCAGAGACGUUUUUAAGAAAUGAAGAACAGCUGAGCUGCGACAUGCAGUGUUGAUGAAAUUACCUUAAUGAAGACAUUAAUUCUAUAAACCUGCAGAAAAAAUAAAGGAAAAGGAAGUCAUAUGCAAAUAGUGACAUACAGUCCAGAGAGGGAAUAUAGCUCGCCAAAUACAGGGAAGGCAGUGAAAUGCAGCCAUGCUGACAAUAGAGAAUACUGCUUACCAGACAAUAAUACAAGAACACCAUACAGUCCGGACAGAGAAUAUUGCUUACCAAAUAAUACUACAGCGAAUAGGUUGGUUGAAAUUCUUUCUUUAGGGAAAAAUCUGUUGAAUUUACUGAGAUACUAGGAUUACGAAAAGUUCAAUUUGAGGGGUAUGCUGUAGAGGUAGAUUCACAUUGACGGUGUUAGCUGCAACUUUCAACUCAAGUCUGCAGAUUCAACUCAAGUCAUUUUUGCAGAUUGUAAAAUUUUCAAAGCCCCAAAAACGUUUUGAUGGUUCAAAAUUUUGAAUGGCUUGGUCGACGAUAGCAAAAUUCAUCCAAACUUAUUCAAGAUUGGAUUCAGAAUUUUGAAAAAUCGCUCAUUCAAAACUUAUUAGGGUAAAAAUGCUCUCAAAAACUUAAAGGGAAAACAUGGUGCGGCAAGAUAAAGUUAAUGCCCGCUCGCUUCACACGCAUUGACUCAAGAGUAUAAAGUAACUGUUGGAUUGAAUAGUGUGAUAUAGAACCACAUUUACGGUAAACGUCAGAUUAAGUUUGACAGUGUCUGCUCGAAACAGGAAGUCCCCAAUGGUGCAUAACCCUAACCCCAAACAAUACUUCAACAAUUGAAAGAAUAACAUGUCAUUGUUUUCUGCUACCAAUCAGGAGAGACCUUACGAGCAGCUCCCACACAACCGCCUAAAAUAAACAGACAAUUACUUUGCCAAAUAAUUCUAAGGGAUGAAUGGGACAACAAAAUUACUUAUUUUUGUGCGGAACUCAGAAACCAAGAAUACGUGAAAAUUAAAGAGUAUCUCCCUUGCUGAUUGUUUCUCUUAAGGCUGUUUUCUAACUCUCACUAACUUCCCUUGUUCGCUAGGUGUCCUCUAGAUUACAGUGGAAGCAGAAAAGGAAACGCUUAUGAAACUAUGAAUAUCUUGUACCUAAGGUAAAUUUUCAUUCAUCUCUUACACUCCAGUUUUUAUACUCGCAAGGAUUUUUUUUUUGCUGAGGACGAAGAUGAGGGUGUGGAUGAUGAUGAUGAUGAUGAUGAUGAUGAACGGAAUAAAAGCUGGCUCAUGGCGACUAACCUUUGCCUCUCGGCAUCUAGGAAAUAUCUAGCUUUUACACUUGCCACUUGUAUUUCGGAGGUUUAGAGGCUAUGCUGUCCCUGAAGGGUUUUCUUAGAGCACAGCUUUGUUUUUUGUUCUCCGCAUGUCAAAUGGUUACUGCAUCGGACUGAGGAUCAAGAGGUCCGUGUUCAGGCCCUGCCAGGGUCACUGUGUUGUGUUCUUGGCCAAGACACUUUAUUCUCCUCUCGCAGGGCCUGAUCGCUCUACCCAGGUUUUUAAAUGGAUACAGGCCGAAUUGAUGUUGGGGUGGGUAUAAACCUGUAAUGGAGAUAUUCGUAGUCGCUUCGUGCUAAAGAAACUGGGUGAAUCUCCAGCGUGAUGAGCCAUUUGGCUUAAAAGCAGACUUACUCUCACCAGUGGACGGCUGAAAUAAUGACUACCAUUGCUAUCUUUUUUGAUGUUUCUAGUACUGAUAACGUCACUGAAUCGAACGAUCGUGGGACUGAAGACGUCAAAGCGUAUGCAAGGUAUUUGUUCAUUGCCACCCUUAAAAGUUACCAUUUUUUUGUGUUCGUCACACAGUGCGUUUUAGGCAUCGCUAAUCCAUUGCGGUAUGCAGGACGCGUGUCAUACAUCUACCUAGUAAGGAGCUUUGUUGUCCACGGGUCUCUUCGUAACCGAGUGAAUAGAGUGCUAACCCAGCAGUCAAAGAUUUGAACGCUGACAGGGACUGACUUAAUCUCAGGAUAUUCUUCUUCGUCCAAUGAUUGCCACAUGAUGAUCCUUCUAAUUUUCCCUAGACCUGUUCAGUUUGUAUACCUUAAUUCUACACGUUGAACUUUGUUAUUUAACCAGUUUAAUUUCAUCUUACAUUGUAGCUGUUCUGUGGCUCCAACUUCACCGAAAGUGACGGAAAACCCUCUUUACAAAACGUAAGCUUUGGUCUCUUUAAGCCCUUGUUUACUAAUUAUUACGGAUAAAACUAAAAAAUACCCUGUUUUUAUAUGUAAUUUAAUGGCAAAUCAAGUACAUUUUCGUAUGGGAGAUCCUAACUUGUGCAAACUGCUGAGACUUCACAUCUAGUAUUUUCCACCCUUUUGUUCCCCAUACAUUUUUUGUAAACGUCAACUCUGCAGACCCUUAACGUCAUGAGACGUACAGUUCAGUGAGCACAAGUGAUAUUUUUGUAAGUUACUUUGACUUACAUGUCAUUAAUCUUUAAUCUUUAAUCACAGUUCGUAACCAUACAUAACUGAUACAAAUGAACUAAUACUAACAUAUACAAUCGAACAAAAACAAAAAAAAUGGUUAACAGGACGGUAGUAGGGGGAAACCAAAUUCCCAUGCUAAGACAUACCUUCCAAAAAAGAAAAAAGAAAAAAAAUAAAAAAACAAAUUAAUUAAUAUAUAAACAUAUAUUAAAAGACUAUAAAUUAGACUAUAAAUUAUAAACCUAGAUGCCUAAUAAUAAUGCAUAAACUUAUAUUAAAGACACUAUGCCUAAUAUUUUAAGGUAAAUUAUGAGCGAAGGUACUUAAUCAGUGAAACUUUAAAACUUUUUUUUGAUGCAGUAACUAUAAACAAGUUAUUUCUUUUAUUGAGUCAGAUGCAGUAAAUGAUGGAAUUAUAUACAAUGGUAUUGUUAUCUCUAGUAGCUGUGUUUUUAUAUUUGUAAUCUCUAUUUAAUGUUUUUUUCCAGAGUUGCUCCUCCAUUCAGUGGUCCAAAACCCUCUACACAAAGAUAUGAAUUGUAAGUAUUCUCAGAUUAAAGAAGAGAGUUGUUAGUUUUAUUACAUUGCGCCAGUGGAUGCAGGAUGUCGGGGUGUUUUGGACACCCCAAUUGAUGGACGAAGGUUUGAAGCGCGGCUAAGGAAGGAAGUAAUCUUACUUCGUUUUGUCACCGUCAACAAAUGACAUGUAUUAGUAGUAUAGCGGGGGUAAAAUUAACCGUUUUAGUAGAUCUUCCAAUUCCUUGUUGGUGGAGUACUCCCGGUUCUGACCGCAUGAGUGUAAAUAGAUUUAAAACCGUGUAAACGCAUACAAACAUCCGUCUAUGGUUUCCGUCUACCUGUCAACGGCAGUUAAUUAAUUGAAACUUUGGCAAGCACGGUACUUAGACUGUCCUGGGUAGAUGAGUCAUCAGUUGUAAACGGAAAAAUAUCAAUCACGCUUGAACAUGCAGCCGGCUGUAAUGUUUUACAGGCUUUGGCAUGGUUAGGUCAGUCGGUAGAGAGCUUGACUGUAGAACGAAAGGUCACGGAUUCGAUCCCCGGGAAGAGAGGGCGUAAAACAAGAUGGAUGCAUUCUUAGCGAUGCACAUUAUUUCUUUUACAAGAUUUUCAGUUUGACAGUUUUAUAAUAGACCUCUGAGCUUGAACGUUUGUUUCCUCAAUGUAGGUCACGUAGUGCCCUCACGGGAAUUUUUCCUUUGUCUUUUUUUUACGUAAAUAAGCACAUGAAUGGCUAUUGCGCAACUUCUAAUCUUGGGUAUCGUAUGGUACUAAGGGUAACCUUUAACAAGUUUGGGCUUUUUGUCACUCGCUUGCCUUUUUAGCGUCAUCUUGAAUUACAUCAUGGGCAGACCAUGGUCACGUGCUAGGCAACGAAAAAAGCUCCGUAACACCCGAGAUAUUGUUGAUAAAUGGAUAAUCCAACCGACCGGUGUGGGUAACAAAUAAAAACAGAGUUCUGAACUGUUUGUUGACGUUUUACUACUCGCUGGGCUUUGCAAACAAUUUGUUUCAUGUAAGAAUGAUGUAGCUUGUUUACUGAUGUUUGCGUGACACAUUUCGCGUUAUUGGUCAAUCUCGACUCAGAGCUCUUCUGCGCACAAAGAGAGUUUUCAUCGGCUCGCGCAUGCGUCGGGGCUGACAUAGCCCCUUUAAAAUGUCCACGGAUAUAAAUUUUCCCCAUGGAGAUAUCAUCGACUUUACUCUGUGGCAUUUUCGUCCACGUCCAAUCAAAAGAUAUUCUUACUUCAAACACACUUUGUGAUGUACGAUUACUACUAGUUCAAGACCUACAUUGGGAAAACUUGACUUACAAGAUAAAGAGGUCUAUUAGAUAAAGAAAGUAUUGGUACUAAAAACACGGGAAGUCUCUCCUUUAACAACACUUUAAUCAUGACUGUAUUUUAUUUACACUUGUAGGGUGAAGCCAUCCUCUGAUGAAGAAGCAAGGUAAGAUCAAGAUCUUUUACGUUUACUUGAUCCACCUCAGUAGCAUGAAGAGCACCCCUCAUUCUCGACUAGCCCGACAUUUUUUGUGUAAUUUAGGGGCGUUUCACGCUGUUCACACCACUGCACUCUUCAACAUCACUCAUUCUCAGUACUUUAAUGGGCGUUGUGCCUUUCUGGUGAGUUUGCGUCUGACUUGCCUUUCAUCAGUAGUAUGUGAUUUUUUGACGGGGAUUUGCUAUCUUUAGUCCCCCAGAUAGCCCUCUUCCCGAAGUCAGAUCCAUUCAAAACCCAAACUACGAAAAUACGCUCCCACUUAUGGUAAGUUUCAUUUCAUAUUUUCCUUUUUGUUUUCAAUUCCUCAUGUUUCUGCCUUGUGAAGAACCUAUUCCAGUGGUACUUUUAUCAUGGCAAUUCUUGUAAAACGUUGGUGCAAUUCUCAGCAUGCAUCAUUUCUCUUCGACGAACGGCGCUUCCGACGUCGAUAAGUAGACUAACAUGAAACUAACAGUGGAUGUUUAAAGUACCUUUCUGUGAUUGUCAGUUGAGUAAGGCGUGAUGGACAGGUUCAACUGAGAUUUCUCAUUUGAAACUUUUGGAACAAUUUUUUCGCGCUCAUUUUGCCUUCAUAAUUGAUUUCUCAGCCACGUUAUCAUUUUUUCUAGGAGUUUCCCUUUGGCAGUUCAUUUCUUCAAAAUCCCGUUGACAUGGAUCAUCUGUUAAAGCAAUUACCCCCAUAUCUUCAUUUAAAUUUGUAUUUCCGCAGUUUUUUUCAUUCUAAGUUUCAUUUCUUUCGCGGGUUAAUUUGUCCCAAAUUUCAUUGAAUUGCAAUUACCACAUGGAUUUGAAGAAGUCCCCAAAUUUUUUUCGGGUUAAUUUGAAAUUGCUUGAGUUGGAAUUACAACUGCGACGAUCAAAUCUUCAUUUAAAUUUUGUUAUAUUAGCCUGCUCGUUUAAGCGCUUCCGACCCAGUAAACCUUGCUUCUCCAAUAUUUUAACUGAGGCUUCUUUCUUUUCACUCACCCAUGAGUAGAACACUACGUAACUACUUUAAUUAUCAUCAUUUUUAUCCCUUUCCUCUUGCAGACCCCUGAAAACGUCCUUCCAGAUGCAAAUUGCUGACCUGCAAAGCAGGAACUGUGUGAAAAGUAAGAAUAAAUUAUUGAUUGGAAAGAAAAAAUCAAGGACGAAACUGAAUGUUUGCGUUUGUUUGAAUGUUUAUGUUUGCGUGUGUAUGAGGGGCCGGGGGCCGCUUUGUGGUGUGUCUUAAUAAGUUAAGUUCUUCCGUGUGUUUACAGACAUAUUUUACAUUUCCUCUUUCCGCUUGAAACGGACAAAUAGAGUUCUUGAUCUUGUUGCGAGGUGUUAAAAUUAGGGUCAAACAUGCUAAAACUACUAUUACAGGCCAGUUUCGAGUUAUUCAAUUUCAUACGUGGCUACGAGGCUGUGGGGAUCGCACUGAGAUUCAGGGAUGAAUAAUUCAUUUCUUUUGUUUUACUCCCCCCUCGGCCUCGGAGUCAAGUAUCAUUUUUGAUAAUCCGAAACUAGCUCAUUGACACCAGUAACCCUCGUGGAACAGUGUAGUUUUCGGUGUUUUUCGUUGUCAUUUAUGUUAUUUUUCCGGCCUAUUUAAACUACAGUAUGUAUCCCUUUCGGGCAACAAAAGGUUUAAUUACAAAAUUACACCUAAUUGUAUUUUAAAUGUUGUCUGACAAAAAUGAAAAACCAAAUGAGAGUUAAUUAGCUUGUCAUAACCAGUUGACGGAUUUCUGUAAUCCAUCAGAUACCGAACGUUAAAACUAGCGUCUCCGGUCUUCUUUACAUACUUAACAAUUAUUCUUUGAAAUCGAGGUGAAUAGUGGCAAAAUAUUUACCUCGCCGCUUUCGCGGCUUGGUAAAUAUUCCCAAAGCCACUAUUCACCGAGAUUGAGAAGAAUAAUUGUUUUAGUAUAUACACACGAAGUGAUCUCAACAAAAUCAGAAAGGAAACCAUUCAAAAGUAGGAUUUGAUUGACAGAUCAAAUCACGCGUAAGUUUAAAAAUAGAUCUUUGCAGAAUUUUCAAACAUGGCAAUUCACAAGUUUACUCAUUUCGCAAACAACAGCGUAAUGGCUUCAAUGGAAUCGCUAAAGGUUUGAACUGUUUCCUUACCUGAGAAAAAAAGUAGAGCUGUGUUGUUUUCUGUUGACUCGCCAAGUUUAUAGCCAAAAGGGCAUGUUGUGUCGUUCUUCGCAUGAAGUGCUGACAAAAAUGGCGGCUCGGUUGCUCGAGGUAAGAGGUCGUCUUCGUCUUCCUGUAUCAUUCUUUUUCCUGUUUACUUGAAAUGUAGAAUUUCUGCAAACAUUUCCUUUUAAAUUUGUUUGUCAUAAAUAAACUUCGAUUUUUGAGCCAAAAUUUUCUUCUUAGAAAACGCUGAGUUCACGAAACGGCUUCUUCUACGCGAAUACACGGGAGUUGUAAACAAUCCAUCGAGCACAAAACUCCUGCUACAGUAAAUUGAAAAACGCCGUAUUGAAUCCUUCCAAGUCUUUUCUUGCCUUAAAAAAAGUCAGCCCUAGGAUUUUGUCGACUUUUAAAAGAUCGUUCUCUAAAAAAAACGGGAAAAACACCGAGCUCACACAUUAUCCACUCGCUAGGAGGUGAAUAUUGUUGAAUAGUCCGAGAUAGCGAAC